AUGCCGACGGACGCGUGGAACUGCCCAGAGGCCCUGUUGCCUGACGAGGCCAUUCUUUACCUGCAGGAGCGUCAGGAGCGCAUGCUCCGUGAGAACCCCUUGGGGGCCGACGUGGGGCCGCGCUUCGACACGGUCCUCAAGUUCAACCAGAAGGAGUACCGCUGCCUGGUGCGACAACUGCUCUCGGCAGGCAUCCUGGGGGCUAACGCCCACUUCCGCGACCCGCCAGGCGUCGAGCUGCUGAGCAGCGAAGGGCUGGCGCGAAUCGAGCUGCCGUUGCCCGCCGAGGGAGUGGCCAGCCACGACGACCUCCGUGCAGCUCUGGAGGUGCGGCAGUUCUACAUCGAGAUGGCGGACGUCAAGGAUUGCUUCCAUCGCUUCCGCAUCGAUCCGGAGCUCUCGCGAUGCUUUUGCCUGCCGCCCCUUAAGGCGGGUGCUUCCGGGGUCGCCGAGAUGAACGGCGAGAAGCCUGGACUCUCAGACCACGGCCCGCCGCUUGGAUUGGCGCCGCUGGAGGCCAAGGAUGAG
Messenger RNA from Prorocentrum cordatum, 528 nucleotides. NCBI's taxonomy places the organism in Eukaryota, Dinophyceae, Prorocentrales, Prorocentraceae. The record is from the annotation of a GenBank genome assembly.